This is a messenger RNA of Mus musculus (house mouse), 32761 nucleotides long. It is a transcript of the gene Macf1, whose product is annotated as microtubule-actin crosslinking factor 1. Lineage: Eukaryota; Metazoa; Chordata; Mammalia; Rodentia; Muridae. The coding region runs from base 8738 to 31588 and encodes 7616 amino acids. Gene Ontology annotation, molecular function: microtubule binding; actin binding; calcium ion binding. The transcript is spliced from 96 exons. The record is from RefSeq and is a predicted model, not a curated record. Gene Ontology annotation, cellular component: plasma membrane; actin cytoskeleton; Golgi apparatus. Gene Ontology annotation, biological process: establishment of protein localization to membrane; regulation of focal adhesion assembly; regulation of anatomical structure morphogenesis.
GUCUGGGGUUCUUUGCUCCAUUUGUGCAUGUCCUAUCAGCCUGUGCUGCUUUCUCCAGGCAGAACCUGAGUUACUUCUCUGUGUUUGGCCGGUAUCAACAGUGGGUUGGAGUUGGAAAGAAGUGAGGUGUGUCUGGAGAUAAAGUAUUGUAUCCUAAAUCUCCAUUGCAUUAUGAAAAUGCAGGGAGAUUUUCUCCUGGGGGUUUGGUCUUGUUCCUGGAAGUCUGGAAUUAGAAGUCUGCUUCUUUAGUGAAGUCAUCAUGAGAGGCAGGGAGAUGUUGGGCUGGAUCUGUUAGGAUGAACGAACUGUCUAGCCCAAUCUGGUAAGACUCUUCUCAUCUGGUCUUUAAGCACUGCCAUGUCCCCUUGAGUUGUUGUUUGUCUGUGUGCCGGGAGGGAGCACAGCCUGCAGCAGCUUUCUAAGCUGGUGGGAUCCUGAAAUGUUGACAUGCUCUUGAGGCCUUCCUGGUACUGUUUUUUUCUUUUUCUUAAUUGGCACAAAUUCUUUUAAAGUCUGGACUGCUGUUAGAAAAGAACAACUCUCUUUUAGUAAAAAGAAUGUUCUUUUUAAGUUAGUUUUAGUCCAGCCUAACAAAGCUGUUUCUCAGACUAUCCAGUUGCUGCAUAGAGGAUGACUGAGGGGAGCAUCCUUCAGCUGGUGUGAAAAAAAGCACUGGGGUGAGGCCUGUGUGACAUCCUAGUUGGAGAGAUUGCACCACCUUCUGGUUGAAGGCAGAGCAGCAGGUAUCUUGGAAUCCUUAGACCCUGAGAAAAUUCUCAGAUCAUAGGCUUGUUUCGUAGAACUUUGGUUUAGAGCCAGUGCUGGCAUUCUGCAGCAUGAGUAAGGUUUGGAAUGUGUGGAAUUAGCAUGUAUUUUUGUAGAACUACAGUAUGUCUUCAGGCAAAGUUUGAAUACAAGAAUAGCUGGAACCUGAGCUAAGUGACUAUACCCUUCAGAGUAGGAGCAAAAAUUUUGUUGACUUUUUUUUUUUUUUUUUUGGUUUUUGAGACAGGGUUUCUCUGUGUAGUCUUGGCUGUUUCUGCCUCCCAAGUGCUGGGAUUGAAGGUGUGCGCCACCACUGCUCGUCUUGUUGAGCCUUUAUACAGGGCUAUAGUUACCUCCUGAAACCCUUAUGAACAGAGAUGGUUUUGAGGGUAUGGAGAGGUUGUUGCUGUUCUGUUUUGACAUAAAGUGUUCUCACUGUGAGCACCUAGUAGCAUCCUCACAAGCAUGAGGUAAUAAUACCUGCUAUGUCUCUUUUUAGCUUGACUGUAACUAAAUCUUCUUUAAAGGAGGGAAACUUAGAAGCCAAAGAGUAAAAACCGUGCCUCUCAGUUGAAGAUGUGGCAAUAGAGGAGACUAAUGGAAUGGUAGCUUUCCUGAUCAGCCCACUGGAAAGCAUUCUUUUCUCCCUGUUUCCAGAUGCUCUGUGCUGAGGGUGUGACUGUCUGGCAGAUUGCUUGGCAUGCAGGCAGGAGGCGCCAUACCUAAGACUACAAACAUACCUUCUUUAAUUGUAAAAUUGUAUUUAUUUUAUGUAUAUGGGUGUUUUGUUUGUAUAUAUGUCUGUGCAUGCCCACCCAGAAGAGGGUGUUGGGUUCCCUGGGACCAGAGUUACAGAUGGUUGUGAGGCCUGGUGUGGGUGCUGGGAAUUGAACCUGGAUCUACAAGUGCAGUCAGCCCUCUUAACAGAUGAGCAAUCUUUUCAGCUUUACAAACAAUUUUUUUUAAUUAAAAUGCACGCUUAUGGAAGUAGAAAAAAUGUAGUAAAGAAUUACCACACAUCUAACAUCUAGUUUAAGAAUUAACCCAUAAUAAUCAUAAUUUCAUUUAUAACAUAUUCACUCCUCAAACCUCAGCUCAGAUCUUGUAUAAUUUUUCUGUAAAUAUUUUGGUGUGUAUCUCUGAAAGAUUGGGUCCUUUUAUUUAAGAAAGGCACAAUAAGUUCAUGUUGUAAAUUUUAAUACUUCAUAAAAUCAUCACAUGUCUGAUCAAUGCUAUGAUGUAUCUAGUGAACUCGCUUGUUAAAAAUAAGUUUCAUUUGGCUUAGAAUCCAAAAUAGGUCUACAUAUGUAUUGCAUCAAGUCUGACUUUCCCCUGUACAAUUUGUUAAAGAAUUGAGGAUGUUUAUUAAGAUGUUGAUAGCAUCCCUUGGGGCUCUUCUAACAACGUCCUGUAUUCCUGUUGCCUGUAAAUUGCUAGCAUAACUUGGGGAUCUGAACUUGAGGUCCAGUGACAUCAGCUUGAGAACAUUCUCACUCACACUCCCCUCUUUCUCUCUCUUUGUCCACUUCCCUCUUUCCCCAUCCCCCCUCUUUUUUUUUCUCUCUCUCCCCUUUUUCCUUCUCUACUGAGACAGAGUCUCUCUUUGUAGCUCUGGAUGUUUGUCCUGGAACUCUUUAUACAGACCAAGCUGGCCUUGAUCUCCCAGAGGUCUCCCCGCUUCUUACUCCUGAGUGCCAGGAUUAAAGGAGUCUCCACUAUGCCUGGCAAUAGUAAUUUAAUUAUUCCCCUCUACACACAUAUACAUGUAUGUAUAUGCUGUAUGUAAUAUACAUACAAAAAACCACCAGUGUCCCUGCAAGCAUGUACCCCAGCACUGGGCUUCCUCGAUUUAACAUGAUGUUCAGCUUCAGCUGUGUUGCAGCAUGAAUCAGCUUUACUGCUAUUUAGUGUAUCGUUAGAGGGCAAGCUGUAGGUGCUAUCUGUUUUCUUCAUAAGUAGAUGGGCAUUUGGGUUCCCCCCACUUUGGGUGUGGGACUAUGAUAAAUAAUGAUGUGUCUUAAUUUUUUCACUUCUACUUUUAAAAGUGAAUGUAUGUGCAUUCACACUCAGGCUGCAGUGUGUAUGGAGGUCGGACUACUUUCAGGAGACCAUUCUCUCCUUCUAGCCUAUGGGCUCCGGGUCUUCUGGCCUAGCAGCACUCACCUUUAACCACUGAGUUGCCUCACACUGUGGAGAUAAUGCUCCCCCCCCCCUUAAAGAUUUAUUUAUUUAUUAUAUGUAAGUACACUGUAGCUGUCUUCAGACACACCAGAAGAGGGUGUCAGAUCUCAUUAUGGAUGGUUGUGAGCCACCAUGUGGGUGCUGAGAUUUGAACUCAGGGCCGUCGGAAGAGCAGUCAGUGCUCAAAACCACUGAGCCAUCUCUCCAGCCCACAUCUCUCUUUAAAAAACAAAACAACCUUUAUUGACUUUUUAUACAGUAUAUUUUGAUUGUAUUAUUUUUUCCUCCCCCAGCUUCUCCAAGAUUCCCCUUACUUCUCCCUCCAUGAAACUUCGUGUCCUUUUCUCUCAGUUUCUCUCAGAACAAACAAAUAAAACAAAUGAAAAAGACAAAACAAAACCUCACAUACACAUAACAAACAAGGAUUCCAUUUGUGUUGGCCAACUGCUCCUGAGCGUGGAACCUGCCCUGCAGUGUGGGUGAUGUACAUGCCCAGAAAGCUGAUGUGUUUUCCCUCUCUAGCAGGUAUAGUUGCAGACAGCUUCUUGGUUAAGGGUGGAACUUUGUGCUUGCUUCCCCUUCUCCAUGCUAGUGAUGUGUCUGGCUUGAGCUUUGAAGAUUGAUUUUUCUUGUCUAUAUACUCAUUAGAUGUUCUCAUCAAGCUUACAGCAUGCAGGAACACAUUGUAAUAUAGUGUUACUAUAUAAAACUAUGUAGCUGUAUCCAUAGACAUACGCAGAGUAGAGCUGUUAGACCUUAGGAGAUCAGCAAAGUGGCCAUUCUAGCCAUCUUGGCACUUGGUGGUGAUGAAGUAGAACACUGAUGUUUGUGUACAUGUACAUGAUAGAUAGUGGUUUUAAUCUCAAGAAGUAUUUUGUUAAAAUAGAGGUUGACUUCAGAUGAAAACUUUACUAGUACUGAUGAGAAUGGUAGUACCAAUAUCUUUAUAGAGAGGCUAUAGUUUCUUUUUUUUUUUCCCCCAAAGACUUAUUUAUUAUUAUACUUAAGUACACUGUAGCUGUCUUCAGACUCGCCAGAAGAGGGCGUCAGAUCUCACUAUGGGUGGUUGUGAGCCACCAUGUGGUUGCUGGGAUUUGAACCUUUGGGGCCUUUGGAAGAGCAGUCAGUGCUCUUACCCGCUGAGCCAUCUUGCCAGCCUGAGACUAUGGUUUCUAAAAUACUUUUGACAUAUAUUUUUAAAAUAUGUGUUGAAUAGUUGGAAUUCUUUUCUUUUAUGUCUUUAGUUAUGAAAAUUCCAAGGACUGGGAGGUGUAUGCAGUCCUUGUACAUAUAGUCGCUUACAGUGACACAGAAGUUAAUAUUUUGUUCUUUAUUCUUCUGAGGCAGUUUUCCUCUUCUUUUUCUUAAAGGAAGUAAAACAUUUCAGAUACGUUGCUUCUUGCUCUUUCUGCUCUGUAGUAAAUGUCCUUUUGAAGUUGGCACAUAUCAUUUCUUAUGCAAUUUUGUGCAUUAACAGCAGAUUUGGAAUCAUAACUAUGUGCUAGCAUUUGUAUGUUUUAUAUUUCCAACGUGCCCACUCCAGCCUUGUUCAUGUAAGGCCCAUGCUCUACUCCCAAGCUAAGGCCUGUGCUCUAUUCCUAACCCAGCCCUAAGGUUUGUGGGGUUUGUCGUGAUGGCGAAGAGUAGUGUGGCUUGUUCAUCUUGGCGUGUAUAGAGUGUGAUGUGAAUGGUACACUUCACAGCUGUGCCACACUUCCUUCCUUAAUUAACUAUAAGGGCUUUGUUGCCUUCACUUGUGAAUAAAGUGCCAUUUUUGCAGUGAACAUCUGUGUAUUGUGACCUUGCCAUUGAAGAAAGAGGUUUGGGGUUAGACACCUGGUCUGGAAUCCUUCCCCACCCCCCCCCACCCCCCCCACCCCCCCCCACCCCCGCGACAGGGUUUCUCUGUGCAGUCCUGGCUGUCCUGGGACUCACUCUGAAGACCAGGCUGGCCUUGAACUCAGAAAUCUGCCUGCCUCUGCCUCCCAAGUGCUGAGAUUAAAGGCAGCGUGUGCCACCACGCCCGGCUGGCCUGGAAUUCUAGGCCUAAUGUGGAAGUCAGAGGUCAACUCUAUGGAGUUGCUUCUCUCCUCCCACCUUUAUGUGGGCGGGGUUGUAGUGAUUGAGUUUAGGCAGAUAGCUAGCCCAGCACAUCUCUGAAUCACUGUCUCAUCAGCCCUCCUUCCUUUUUCUUGCCCAAAGCUUGUCUACAAAUUGUUCUGGAAACACCAUUAUGACUUAUGAUACUUGUUAGGUAAUAUUGUUAUUUGUCAUAUUGCACGUUUGUUUGUUUGCACGUGAUUCCUGCACUAGGAGUAAGCUUAGCAAAGCCAAGGACUUUGUUGCCUUCACAGUCUUUGCUUGUCAUAAAAUAAGCAGUCAAUGAAUAUUCACUAAGUGGAUGAAUGUUCUAUGAAUUUGGUCAUCUAAAAGCUGUGAAGGUAGAUUGAACGGAUAAAUUGGCUAUGAUGGCUUAUUAAAUUAAAUUAAUUACUUUAAUUAUUAUUAUUAAGCAUUGUCCAAAUGAGGAAACUGAAACAGUAACCAGUUGGUCUCUUCGGGCCACAUAUCUUUAUAGCAAUAACAGAAUGCCUUUUCUCUAGGUUUGGCUCAAGCACUUUUUGAGGUGUUGAGGACUUUUAGUUUGUGUGUCCCCACCUCCUUCCCAGAGCAGGUCUCUUGUGGCCCAGGCUAUCCUUGAACUCCUGAUCCUCCUGCCUCUACCUCACCACCGUGCCAGUUGGUUCUAAGUCCUCUUCUUCCUCUUCUUCCUCCUCCUUCUCCUCCUCUUCCUCCUCCUCCUGCUUCAUGGUUGCUUAGUUCUUGGGGUAUGAUAAAGUGCCAUUCAUGUUCACAGAGUGAAUGAAUGACUGUGCAUUUUAACUCUGGUUUUCUCUCAAGGAAAACUGUGGGUAAUAAAUGGUUAACUACCAAAAAAGCCAGAGGAAAAGACUUGAAUAAGUAGAUCCCAAAAGUUUGCUUUGUGAGAAGGCAUAGCCAUAUGUUCAUAGGCUAUGCCAGGUGAGGGUCCAUGCACACGUUAGUCCUGUAGUCAGUUAACUCAGAAAGAGUGGAAGCAUCCCUGUCUAAGAAGAAAAUCUUGGGGUUUAUUUACUUUCCUUAGAAUACAAUCAAGGAAAAGAGGUGUACUGAGAUCCCUGUGGGAGCUAGGGAUGGCUCCUAAUGUUUAGCCCCAGGCAUAAAUGGGAAUAAAAGAGAUUUACUAUAGAUCAGGCACUGAGCCAAGUGCUUUACAGACAUUAUAUCAUUAGCCUUGUCUUUCAACCCCAUUAUGUGGGUGGUAGUGUCCAUAUCUUAUAGGUAAGAAAUCUGAAUCACUCAGUAAAUUAGUUAAGCCACUUAGCAAUUUGAACCUAGUUCCACCCUUCUCAAAUUUCUGUUCCUGUCUUGACCAGUUUUUCUCUGUAGUAGAAAAUGACGCAACUGACAUAUAGACAUUUAGAAAAGAGUAGACUCACAGAAGUAAAAAUAGAAUAAGCUUAGUUCUAUAAGCUUCCUAGAGAAACCCACUGCAGUAAUAGUUCUACUAUUAAGCAGCUAUCUCUUUUUGUCCCAGGUUGAUCUAUUUGGGGGAUUUUUUUUUAUUAGGUUAUAUUUCAUUAAUGGAAGUCAAAUGUGUACCUUGCUGCAUGAAGCUUAAUAGUACCCUUAUUUCUGCUUUCUUCAUUGUAUUUGUGAAGGUUUGGUGGCCGCACGAACAAUUUGGUUGUAAUGUCAUGAUUUUUUGCUGGUGAACUGAUCUGAGUUUCCCUUGCUCUGACUUGCUGUGUGCUGUGAUGUCCAUAAGAUGGCGCUGCAGUUUUGCUGGCCCUUUAGUGCCAGACUAAGGGAAGAAGCACCCACUGUAGCUACACAAGAGCCGGCCGGCCGGGGCUUUAGGGUCUCUAGUUGCUUUCCUUCUGGGAAGACUCUUCAGGAAAGGUGAUAGGGCUGUGCUGGUAUAUGUUUUUUGAGCUUACAUAGCCAGGACAACAUAGCAAAAUCCCAUUACAUUCAUGUACAUACAUACAUACACAGUGUGUAUGUGGCUUAGUGGUGGUGCAUAUGCCUCUAGCAUGUACAAGGCCCUCUAUUUGAUUCCUGGCACUGCAGGAACAUGAAAGAUAAACUGCUACAACAGAGAAGAAACAUGCAUACCUCUUUUCUCCCACUCCAUUCAGAGAGCCUUCGAUUGCAUGUGUUAGGCAGUGUGCUGGAAACCUGGUGGAGGAAUUCUGCUGGCUGGCAGCGCAGGGUGUGGUCUAUGAGCCUUACUUACAUCAGUCUGAGUGAAAAUCACCUGGGUUUCAGUCCCUCAGCUGCUCUCCCCAGUCAGCAGCAAGUGUUAUUUCUUCGUUGCUUGGCUACAGAGUCUAGCUGCUAGUUUAGAACUAUGGGAAUAUCUUCUUGUUUUAUGGCAGUGGAGAGCAGAUUUUUCUCCCUCUAGUAAUUAAUGGAGCUGAAAUGAAAAGUCUCUCUUUUAUUCUAUGGGUAUUUUCGAGACAGGGUUUCACUCAGUAGUCCAGGCUAGCUUCAGACUUGCUUUGAAAUUCUUCCUUUUUAGCCUCCCAGUAGCUGAGAUUACACACAUCAACCAUUUUGUCGUGUUAACAUGAAGUCUAAAUGGCUUGUGUCUUCCCCGUCCUCAGUUAUUUCAACUUGGACAAGUUAAUCAGCUUUCUUAAAUCUGAGUUUUCUUUACUUAAAAAUUGGGCCACACAUGGCUGCUGUGAGAAUAUAACAGAAUAAUAUAUAUUAUCCUGUUACAUUAUAUAUAUGUUAUAUAUGUGUGUAUCUUCACAUAGAACUUGUUAUAUAGCAAGUACUCAAAAUACGAUAGCUAACUGUGGCAAAGGCAGUACUGAUGAUUACUAUUGAACACUUAUGUCAAAUACUGUUGUCUGACUUUUAUAUUGUAUUGACAAGUGAUCACCUGUCCCUGAGGCUUAACAUACUAUACUCAAAAUCAAUUUCCAGGUUUUUCAUCAGUGUGUCUGGCCAUCCGAAUUAGUGGAUGUUACUCUUUGGAGCUGGCCAUAUAUGCCACAGGAGGCUGGAUUGUUCAUACCCCUGUUUCUUUUCUUAAUGGAAGGAGUGGGCUCUAAUCUUUCUUAGGUUAAAAUUUGAUUAUGUAUAUCUUGCUUGCUCUUUUCCUUUGGGCGUCUUGGAGCAGUGAUUAAAACAUAUUUCAUUUCAUAGGUUGGGAGCUUUCAUUGCGGCUUCUCUGGUCUUGUCUACCUGGCCCUUCCCUUCCCUUGCUAGUUAGUACCCACUGAGCUGGUUUGCUCUCCCCACCCCCUCUUUGAUAUUGUUCUCCUCCUCCUCUCUCCGGCUACCUCUCUCUCUUCCUUUCCCCUCCCCUUUCCAUUUACUCUUACGUUCUCCCCUCCUCCUCCCUCUCCCUGGUUUCUAGCUCCUUUUUGCGUUCUGUUUGUGUUACUGAGGGCAGUGCUCCAAUUACCUCAUAUUUGGAGAGAGGAAGCGGCAGCCAAUCCGGUUUCUGUCUGCUUUUAGGUCAAGUGAUUUCUGAACUGCAGUGAGAUGCUUUGAAAUUUGUCUUGUUGCAGCUCUGAGCCUGUAAGAUGGCUGUCUGAAUCGAGCGGCUGGAAGAGACAGAGAGAGGCGGGGAGGGAGGGAGAAAGGAUUGGAGGGAUUGCCGGCAUAGUGCAUGUUUUUUGGUUUUUGGUUCUUUUGAAUGUGCAUCGAGUCCGAUGAAGCCGACAUUGGAAUGCCUCUGGGAUCCGAGGACUGAUUCAACUGCUUUAUUUUCUGAGAUUGAGAGAGGAAAGAAAUGGGAAAUUCACUGGGCUGUGUUAAGGAGCCGAAAGAGUCCAUAGCUGUUCCUGAGAAGGCUCCCAUAUCUCCUAAGAAGAGGGUUCGGUUCAAAAGGAAGUGGAGAGGGAAGAAAAUCCUUACUCCAGAAGCAUCUCACAGGGAGGAAGCUUUGGAAGGCACUGGAGUCAUUGAAGAGACUGAAACCCUAACGAAGUUAACAGCGAGGCUCCCAAAGGAGCCCGGAGUGGGAGGGGCAGAGCACCCCCCAUCAGACAUUUUCCUGCCCGGAGACUCAGCUCCCAACUCAGGGGUGGGCGAUCAAGGGAUGAUUGUGCAGGUAAAGGAGAGCUUCCAAGCAGAGAUCCAGACUGCUCACCUUUUGUUGGAGAAUGAGUCAUCAGUUGUUGGAGGGGCCUGGGAUUCCCUGGAAGAGGGUAUGACAGUCAUUGCUCACCUGCUUGAUAACCCAGCAGAAAGGAACUGUGAGAAGUCUGUGAGCCAACUGGUGGAAUUUCCGAGGACAGCAUCCUGCAGCAGCAGGGCUGUGCUGUUGCCUUUGCAGGGAGAGACUGCAGUGGAGCAGGGAGGCACUCUGCUCAGACAUCGACAUCGGAGCAGCACUUUGCCUCGGACGGAUUACCCCUCUGAAACAGUAGAUCAAGACCAACCUUCAGAGGGCUGGAGUGUGGGGGGAAGAACCAAGAGUGUUCCAAGUGCCCCUCCCACAGGUUCUUGGAUUGCUAAGUGUUCUGUUGCUUCAUCAAUACCAAAACAGUCAGGAGACCCUAUUCACACAGAGCCUACCCAUGUAGGUCUCGUGUCCUGCAAGGGUCCCAUAAUGCCUGCUUCUCAGAGUGAUUUAUCUGUCAGUGGCAUCACUGUGAGCAUUUUGCCAUCCUCCUCUGGCUAUGGCAGCGAUGGGCUGCGCCUGCAUGGGAUCCGGCCUGAAGAUACAGAACCUGAAAAGACCUCCACACCCUUCUCAGAAGAGGAUGGUACCCUGUCUUUGGAGAUCUCUGACAUCUACAUUAGUGGGGAAUCAGGGGAUAUGUCAGCCAAAGAGAAACUACUCUUGUGGACUCAGAAAGUAACAGCUGGUUACACAGGAGUCAAAUGCACCAACUUUUCUUCCUGCUGGAGCGAUGGGAAAAUGUUCAACGCAUUGAUUCACCGAUACAGGCCCGAUCUGGUAGACAUGGAGAGAGUACAAGUGCAGAGUAACAGGGAGAACCUGGAGCAGGCCUUUGAAGUGGCCGAGAGGCUCGGGGUCACCCGACUGCUAGAUGCAGAAGAUGUGGAUGUGCCAUCUCCAGAUGAGAAGUCUGUAAUCACUUACGUGUCUUCAAUUUAUGAUGCCUUCCCCAAAGUCCCCGAGGGAGGAGAAGGGAUCAGUGCUACGGAAGUGGACUCCAGAUGGCAAGAAUACCAAAGCCGAGUGGACUCACUCAUUCCCUGGAUCAGGCAGCAUACGAUCUUGAUGUCAGAUAAAUCUUUUCCCCAGAACCCUGUUGAACUAAAGGCACUUUAUAACCAAUAUAUACACUUCAAAGAAACGGAAAUACUGGCCAAGGAGAGAGAAAAAGGAAGAAUCAAAGAGUUAUAUAAGUUAUUAGAGGUGUGGAUUGAAUUUGGCAGAAUUAAGCUGCCUCAAGGCUACCACCCUAACCACGUAGAAGAAGAAUGGGGGAAACUCAUUGUUGAAAUGCUAGAGCGAGAGAAGUCCCUGCGGCCGGCUGUGGAGAGGCUAGAAUUGCUGCUGCAGAUUGCAAACAAGAUACAGAAUGGUGCUUUGAACUGUGAAGAAAAACUGACACUAGCUAAGAACACACUGCAGGCUGAUGCUGCACACCUGGAAUCAGGACAGCCAGUGCAGUGUGAGUCAGAUGUCAUUAUGUACAUUCAAGAGUGUGAGGGUCUCAUCAGGCAGCUGCAGGUGGAUCUCCAGAUCCUACGGGAUGAAAAGUACUACCAGUUAGAAGAGCUUGCCUUUAGGGUCAUGCGCCUGCAGGAUGAGCUGGUCACCCUGCGCUUAGAGUGUACAAAUCUAUACCGGAAAGGCCAUUUCUCGUCACUUGAAUUGGUUCCGCCCUCUACUUUAACCACUACUCACCUGAAAGCAGAACCCCUGAACAAGACGACUCAUUCUUCUUCUACCUCCUGGUUUCGAAAACCGAUGACCCGGACUGAACUUGUAUCUAUCUCAUCCUCUGAAGACGAAGGCAAUCUUCGAUUUGUAUAUGAACUACUCUCUUGGGUAGAAGAGAUGCAGAUGAAACUGGAGCGAGCAGAGUGGGGUAAUGACCUGCCUAGUGUGGAGCUGCAGUUGGAAACACAGCAGCAUAUCCAUACCAGUGUGGAAGAACUAGGCUCAAGUGUCAAAGAGGCUAGGUUGUACGAGGGAAAGAUGUCCCAGAAUUUCCAUACUAGCUAUGUCGAGACUCUUGGAAAGUUGGAGACACAGUAUUGUAAAUUGAAGGAAACUUCUAGCUUCCGAAUGAGGCACCUUCAGAGCCUGCACAAAUUUGUCUCCAGAGCCACAGCUGAACUGAUCUGGCUGAAUGGGAAGGAGGAAGAGGAACUAGCAUGUGAUUGGAGUGACAGUAAUCCCAAUAUCUCAGCCAAGAAAACCUACUUCUCUGAGUUGACAAUGGAACUGGAAGGGAAACAAGAUGUAUUUCGUUCUCUACAAGAUACAGCGGAGGUGUUGUCACUUGAGAACCACCCAGCUAAGCAAACAGUAGAGGCAUAUAGUGCUGCUGUCCAGUCCCAGUUGCAAUGGAUGAAGCAGCUGUGCUUGUGUGUUGAACAACAUGUAAAAGAGAAUGCAGCUUACUUCCAGUUCUUCAGUGAUGCCCGAGACCUGGAGUCAUUUCUGAGAAACCUCCAAGACUCCAUCAAACGAAAAUAUACCUGCGACCGCAGCACCAGUCUGUCCCGCCUGGAGGAUCUGCUUCAGGACUCCAUGGCACAGGAUGAAAAGGAGCAGCUUAUUCAGUCCAAGAGUUCCGUUGCCAGUCUUGUUGGGAGAUCAAAAACCAUUGUUCAGCUAAAGCCACGCAAUCCAGACCAUGUGCUGAAGAGCACUUUAUCUGUGAAGGCCAUCUGUGACUACCGGCAGAUUGAGAUAACUAUUUGCAAAAAUGAUGAAUGUGUGCUGGAAGAUAAUUCUCAGAGGACCAAAUGGAAGGUGAUCAGCCCUACAGGGAACGAGGCAAUGGUUCCAUCAGUUUGCUUUCUCAUUCCCCCACCGAAUAAGGAGGCCAUUGAAAUGGCCAGCAGGGUGGAACAGUCUUACCAGAAGGUGAUGGCCCUUUGGCACCAGCUACACAUUAACACCAAAAGCCUUAUCUCCUGGAACUACUUGCGAAAGGACCUUGAUACAGUACAGACCUGGAGCUUAGAAAAGCUUCGUUCCUUAGCACCAGGAGAGUGCCACCAGGUUAUGAAAAACCUCCAGGCCCACUAUGAAGACUUUCUACAGGACAGCCAUGACUCUGCCCUCUUCUCUGUGGCCGAUCGCUUGCGAAUAGAGGAGGAGGUGGAAGCUUGUAAAGCCCACUUCCAGCACCUGAUGAAAUCACUGGAGAAUGAGGACAAAGAAGAGACUUUGGCCAAGGUAUACAUCUCUGAGCUAAAGAAUAUCCGACUACUCCUGGAGGAGUGUGAGCAGAGACUGCUCAAACAAAUUCAGUCUCCAGCCAGCUCCAAGACUGACAGAGAUGCCAGGCAGGACAUCACAUUGAGGAUUGCAGAGCAGGAGCACACACAGGAGGAUUUGCAGCAUUUGAGAUCUGACCUGGAUGCUAUUUCUAUGAAAUGCAACGUCUUUCUCCAGCAGUCUCCAUCAGGUUCAAGUGCCACAACUCUGCGCUCAGAGCUGAACCUGAUGGUAGAGAAGAUGGACCAUGUCUAUGGUCUGUCUACUGUCUAUCUGAAUAAGUUAAAGACAAUUGAUGUUAUAGUCCGUAGCAUGCAGGAUGCUGAGCUGUUGGUCAAAGGUUAUGAGAUCAAGCUGAGUCAAGAGGAAGCAGUGCCAGCAGACCUCUCAGCUCUGGAGUCCCAUCGGACCACCUUACAGCACUGGCUUAGUGAUGUGAAGGACAAGAAUUCAGUGUUCUCAGUCCUGGAUGAGGAAAUCACUAAGGCCAAGAAAGUGGCAGAACAGCUCCGGCACCCAGCAUCAGAGCCAAACUUGGAUUUGGAGCGCUAUCAGGAGAAAGGUUCUCAGCUACAGGAGCGGUGGCACCGUGUCAUUGCCCAGCUGGAGACCCGGCAAUCUGAGGUAGAAAGUAUCCAGGAAGUUCUGAGAGAUUACCGAGCCUGCCAUGGAACUCUCAUCAAGUGGAUUGAGGAAACCACUGCCCAGCAGGAAAUGAUGAAGCCUGGCCAGGCAGAGGAUAGUAGAGUGCUGUCAGAGCAGCUUAGUCAGCAGACGGAACUCUUUGCUGAAAUUGAGAGAAAUCAGACAAAGUUGGACCAAUGUCAAAAAUUUUCCCAGCAGUACUCCACUAUUGUGAAGGACUAUGAGUUGCAGCUUAUGACAUAUAAAGCCUUCGUGGAGUCACAGCAGAAAUCUCCAGGCAAGCGCCGCCGCAUGAUUUCCUCUUCAGAUGCCAUCACACAGGAGUUCAUGGACUUAAGGACUCGAUACACAGCUUUGGUGACAUUAACAACUCAGCAUGUAAAAUAUAUCAGUGAUGCUCUCCGGCGGUUGGAAGAGGAAGAGAAAGUAGUAGAAGAGGAAAAACAAGAACAUGUGGAGAAGGUUAAAGACCUUUUGGGUUGGGUGUCUACUCUGGCAAGAAAUACACAAGGAACAACUACCUCAUCUCACACUAGUGCAUCUGCAGACAUUGAGAAGGCCAUUUUGGAGCAGCAGGUUCUGGCAGAAGAGUUGACAACCAAGAAAGAACAAGUUUCUGAGGCCAUUAAAACUUCACAGAUCUUCUUAGCCAAGCAUGGCCAUAAGCUUUCAGAAGGAGAGAAGGAACAGAUCUCUGAGCAGUUGCGUGUGCUGAACAAGACUUACCAUGACCUUUGUGAUGGUUCUGCAAACCAACUCCAGCAGCUCCAAAGCGAGUUGGCUCAGCAGACGGAACAAAAGGGUUGCAGAGCAGUUGCUGGGGUGAUUGACCUAGGCACAGUGGAGAUAUUCCCCAUCUUCAGAGCCAUGCAAAAGGGCCUCAUUGACCAAGACACAGGCCUUGUGCUCCUGGAAUCCCAGAUUAUCAUGUCUGGCCUCAUUGAUCCCGAGAACAGUGAAAAGCUCUCCUUGGAAGAGGGUCUCACCAGAAAUUUCAUUAACCUUCCAAUAUAUCAACAGCUCUUGGGACUAAGGGAUUCUCUGUCUUUAGUAAGCAGGCUUACAGGGACCCUAGGCUCCCUUUCUGUGGUGGAAGCAAUUGAAAAGAAAAUAAUCAGUGAGAGACUUGGACUGAAAGUCUUAGAAGUUCACCUGGCAACUGGAGGUUUCAGUCUCCCCCCUAGUGAGAACUGUAUUAAUCUGGAAGAAGCUUUUCAUCAAGGCUUCAUUGCAUCAAGUCUUCACUCAGAAUUACAGUCUCACCUGAGAUCAUCCAAGAAUUUAAUAGACCCCAAUACAGCUGAAAAAGUUGGCUUGCUGGACCUGAUGCAGAGAUGUAUCAUCCAUCAAGAGUCAGGGUUGAAAUUGUUGCCUGUCAAGCAGUUGGCAGGGGGAAUGGUGAGCUUGAAGUCAGGUCGGAAAGUUAGCAUUUUCCGUGCUGUUCAGGAAGGGCUGAUAGACAGGCAAGUCACUGUCCGGCUGCUGGAAGCCCAGCUAUUUGCUGGUGGCAUAGUAGAUCCAAGAACAGGACACAGACUUACAGUGGAAGAGGCUGUGAGACAUAAUUUGAUUGACCAAGAUAUGGCUUGCGCUAUUCUCAUAAGGCAGCUUCAGACAGGAGGCAUCAUUGACACUGUCACAGGGGAUAGGAUGACUAUUGAUGAGGCAGUGACCAAUAAUCUAGUAGCUGCUAAGAUUGCUCUUGUAAUUCUGGAAUCCCUCUGGUCAUUUAUGGGCUUACUGUUGCCUGAAUCUGGAGAGAUCCUCCCAAUUACAGAUGCUCUAGAGCAAGGUAUUGUAUCUACUGAAUUAGCACAUAAAAUUCUCCAUAACCGACAGCAAAUUGAGGCUCUUUUUCUACCAACACUCACAGAGAUUUGGUCCUGGGAAAAAGCAACAGAGAGUGGUAUCCUAGAUAAAGAUCUUGUCAAUAACUUAAGGUCAGUUUGUAUCCCUGACAUGAUGCCCCACAUACAACUAGCAGACUCUGCAGAACAAAGCAAGGUAGGCUUUGCUGCUGGUAAACCACCUGUGUCAGGCCCAAGAGAGGAAGGAUCCAGCCAUGGAGAGAAGCUGCUGUUUCAGCUGAUGACUCACAGCUACAUUCAUGCACACACUGGACAGAGGCUGCUUUUGCUGGAUCAAGAGCUGGUGGAGAUGCUAACAUCCAGAGAUGACUGUCAAGUAAUUCUUCCAGAAGUAUUUGAAAUUCAGCAUCAAAGGCUCAACACUUCUGAGGCAUUACAAGAACUGUAUACUGGGACCAUCUCCCAAAUUUCCAGUGCUAAGCAUCCUAGGAAGCCCUGUGAAUCCCAAUUUCUUUCACAGAACAAAGACUAUCCCAGUCAGGAAAACUGUACUGAAGCAAAAGGUGAAAGGUCUGUUGUAGGUAUAGAGUGCUCUCCUGCAGAGAGCCCUGAAAGGGAGCUUUUCCUCAAAGAACAAGAAGCCAUUAUUGAAAAUGUUGGCAGUUUGAAGGUCAUCAAUAAAGUCAAGUUAAAGCUACAAAGACCAUUGUUAGGAAGUAGAAAGGAAGAGCAAGCAGAAACAUUGAGGGAGGAAAAUAUCAGCGGAGACCCCCUCCUUGUAGAAUGUCCUGAGGAAUCUGAAGGUAAAGACCUUUCUACUGAGAAGUCAAAAUGCCAAACUCCCACAAAGUGUUCGUUUACAUGUCACAAAGAACAAGUGAAGACCAUCAAAGACAUUCCAAGUGAAACUGGAACAUCACUCAUAAAGUCUCAAAAUCAAAUGUCACAAUUUCAGGUAGAUACUUCUGUAGGUUUGAGAUCAGAGUUUAAGUCAGAACAUGAUAUGAAUGUUAAUUCUUUGGAGAAAGAGUUAAAGGAAGAACUUUUGGUUAAGGAUGGCCACAAACAAAGCCAAGAAGGACAGAGUGUUGCAGAUGGUCAGACGGUGGCGUUAGAAAAGACUGAUACUGAAGAUAAUGCUGAUGAGCCUGCCUUGUUGCAUAGUUCUCCUUUUGAAGAUGCUACCUUAAGCACACUAUCUGCACAGCUACAGGAUGGUGGUAUCUUUAAUGAAGAAACAGGCCAGAAACUCUUACUAAAUGAAGCAAUAGCCCAAGGCCUUGUGUCUAGCCACACUGCUGUCAAACUUAUGGGGAAAUUGAACAUGUUUCGGGGCUUCUUUGACUCCCAGACCUGUGAGUCUUUGACGACUGAAGAAGUCAUUGAUGAAGGUCUAAUGGAUGAGAAAUUAUUAUAUAAUGUUCUUAUGUCAGACAAAGCUAUAAGUGGUAUCUUAGACCCCAGGACCCACUCUCUGUGCUCUGUAAAGGAGGCUGUGGCAGCUGGGCUGCUUGACAAGGAGACAGCCACAAGGAUUUUAGAGGGACAGGUGAUAACUGGUGGAAUUGUUGACCUGAAACGAGGCAAAAAGCUUUCGGUAACUUUGGCCUCAAAUCUUGGUUUGGUAGACACUGCUGACCAGACAGAACUUAUCAAUCUGGAAAAGGCUACUAAAGGCAGAGGUGCUGAAAAGGCAGUUAAAGAGAGAUUAAUCGAACUACAAAUGGAAACAGCAGGACUUAUGGACCCUGAAAGUAAAGCACCGUUAACAGUUUUGCAGUCCAUUGAUAGAGGUAUUCUAGAGAGAGAAGCAGCUGUUUAUCUGUUGACUAAGCAAGUACUUGAUGGUGGUAUCAUUCAUCAUAUAUCUGGCUUGAGACUUUCUGUUGAUAAUGCCUUUAAACAUGGCUUGAUUGGUGAAGAUAUGGCCAGGCAGCUCAGAAAAGUUGAGAACUUUAUCCACUAUCAAUUUUUCCAUCCUCAAACAAAGGAAGCCCUUUCCUUCUCAGAAGCCAUAAAAUUAGAUCUUGUUUCUCCAGACUUGAAAAGAGAAAUCCAAGAGAUCCAGGACUUUAGUGGGAACUUGGGGGAUUUCAUUUAUGGCCAGAAAUUGACCUUGGCAAAAACUAACAAAGAAGAAUCCUUAGCUAAUAAAACAGAAUUGCCUUCAGGGGUGAUGCAUGGGGUUAUAGAUCCUGAGAACUGCACGAUUAUUCCUUACUCAGAAUUGGUAAAGAAAUGUAGGAUUGACACUGAAUCUGGAUGGCGAUAUCUUGAAGUAAUUCCGUUCUCUGAUAUUAAAGACGAGGCGGGCAACAACGUGCUCACGCCGCCGGAAGCAAUUCAGCUCGGGAAAGUAGACUUUGCUUCUGCAUUGAAGGUUUUGGAAGCUCAGGCGAACACUGGUGGAAUCAUAGACAUGGCCACAGGAAAAAGAGUGACAUUGGCAUCAGCUUUGGAAAAGAAACUGUUAGAUGAAAACAUGGCCAGGAUUAUUGCAUCUCACCAGAUGUUAAGUGGAGGAAUUAUUGAUAUAUACAGUGAUCAAAGAGUGACUUUAAACGAUGCUGUCGAGAAAAGACUGAUUAGCCCUGAACUGGCAGCUAUGAUCCAAGUAGAUCCCUUAGCAGAGCAAGGUGGGACUGGAGUAUGUGAAUUGAAGGGUGACUUUCUAAGAAAGGAGUUACUAUCUGAGUCUAGUAAGACCCCCAGAGAGAGUUAUAGUAAGGAGAAACACGAGGCAGUGUUACAAGCUGGGAGUCUGUGUGCUCCAGAAAAGGCUGGCAUAAGGGGUUCUAAUGGGGAAAAGGCAGAAAAGGGCAGGAAGAUUUCAGUAGAGAUGGAAGGCCAGCGUCAAGAUGAGAAAGCUUCUUCAGAUAAUAAAGUAUCUGCCAGCAUCUUAAGUCCUUUUGGUUUUGAGGGUGAAUCUUCAUACCAAGUUUCGGUGACGCAUCCCUGCUCAGAAUCUUGUGAUUUGAAACCCAGAGAGGAAACUAGAAGUUGUAUGAAAAAAUGUGCAGUUGUAGAGCGGGACAAAGUAGUAACACAAAUAAAAAUGGUUUCUCACGUAAAGCAAUCUACCUCAGGUCUGGAUGCUGAGGAAGCUAGAGAACGUCAAGGGAGAAUGGUUUCAAAAGAGCAAGGAUCUCAUUAUGAAACAGCAGGCAACCUGUUGAGUGAGCGGUCAGUAAGGGUUGAUAGAAGAGUGAGGAGAGAGAUGGGUGGAGAGCAAAGUGUCCAAAUGAGCAGGGAAGCAGCAGUUCUUUCUGAGGAAGAGUUGGACCAGGAAGUUACAAUUGGUGAUGAACCCGACUCCUUUGUAAAGAGCCAGUCUAUGAAAAUGAUUGGAAAUGACAAGGGAAAAGAAGCUGGCAUAGAAAAGGACAUUUCUGUUGUUUGUAAAAUCGAAGGCUUCCCUUCCCAGAUGACAUCCAAAGAUGCUUCCCUCACAAAUCAAGAUGCUUUACCGUUCUAUACUGAAGGGGAAACAAAAACUGUAAACCUCUGCUCGAUUUUAAAACCGGGAGAAAAAUUAUCUCAAGAAACUGCUAGUACUGUCCAGAAAGAACCAUUAUCUUCUGAGAUCCCAAGACCAGAAAGACUGAACUCCCAGGAAUCAGAUGAAGAACCCCAAAUUUCAGAUGUACCCCACAUUUCCAAAGGAGACAUGGCUGCCCAAAUUACCACAAGACAGGAGACUACUGAUGUCCAAGACCUAUAUAUUACAUCUAAGAGUUCAGAGACCAAAGAUAAGAUUUUCCCAUCCAAAAAUUAUAUAGAAAAGUUACAUCAAGAAAUACCUAUGGACCCAACAAGGUCCCAUAAAUUGAAAGAGGCCACAAUUUCUACUCUAGAGACAGAAGGUAUCAGUUAUCUAGAUUCUUCAGAUAUAAAGAGUCUUUGUGAGGAUAGCAAAGCAGACCACAAGUCUUGUGGACAUCAGAAAUCUAAAGUAACAACAACCCAGGCAAAAAAAUCUCUAGAAGUAGUAGAUCUCCUAGUUAGAGACACAGAAGAAGGGUCCUCUGAAGAUAGAGUGGGCCAAAGAGGACCCAGGGUCUUGGCAUCUCUUCUUCCGGAGAAACUGCCCACAAGGACAGUGCAGAGUGAGAAUAUACGGCAGCAUGAUGCUGUCAUUCCGGCCAUUUCUGAAAUCAGGGAGGAAAUGGCACUGUCGCUGCCAUGUUCUGUAGUGAAGGUGGAUGGGAAGAUACCUAAGGAAAAGCACAAAGAGAUCCUUGGAGAUGAACAAGGCCCCUUCAUGGCCAUACCCAGUGGGAAGGGGAUUGAAGGUGUAAACCCAGAGCCUUGCAGAGCAACUCAGAAUGUGUUUACUCGGAGACUUUGUUUAGAACAUGAUGAGAAAUUGGUCUCCUAUCUGUCUCUGUUACGGGACAUUGAAAUGAGAACCAAACAGAUUCAACCUUUGGAGCUUAAUGUGGCAGAGCUGCAAGAUCUACUGGGUCAGGCAAAGGAACUUGACAGGGAAUUAAAAGAUCUGUCCACUGUGGUGAGUCAGGAAUUGGAGUGUGUGGAUCGGAUUGUUAUCAGUCAGCCACAAGAAGUUCCUGCUCAGCUGUUGAAGGCAUUAGAGAAAGAUGCCAAAAAUCUUCAGAAGUCUCUAGACUCUGUUAGUGACUCUUGGAGUUCCAGAUUCCUCCACCUCCAGAGUGCUGUGGAAGUAAAAAAGGCCACAGUGUUAAAUCGGCACAAGGAACUGCAAGGCAAACUUCAAGAUCUGAGAGCCUGGGUCGGCAGAGCCAGUCUUACUCUGAACAGCAAGGGCUGUGACACUGAAACUGACGCUGACAGCCUGAGUCACACUCUCCAACCAUACAAGGAUAUGAAACAAUCUAUGGCUGAAAGGAAAUCUCAGCUGGAUGCCCUUGCUUUGGAUAUUCAGCUCUUUAUAUCUGAGCACCCACAGGAUCUGUCUCUUCAGCAGAAUCAGGAGAUGCUGCAGUUUCUGAGUGAAUUACAGAGGUCCUUCCAGGGCCUUGUGGAACACACUGCAGCUCAGAAAGAUGUGGUGCAGGGCCAUCUUCAGCAAGUCCAGCAAGAAGUUCAGGUCAAGACUCUGCAGAAACAACAAGACACCUGCCAUAAGAAGCUGGAGGAUCUUUGCAACUGGGUGGGACAGGCAGAAAGAGCACUGGAGAGGCACCAGGGCGGAGCCUCUCGGCAAGAGCUCCCUGCUCUGCAGCAGAACCAAAGUGACUUGAAGGAUUUGCAGGGUGACAUUCAGAGUCAUUCCACCUCAUUUGCCACUGCUGUCAAAGACAUUGAAGGGUUCCUGGAAGAGAACCAGACCAAGCUGAGCCCCCAGGAGCUGACAGCUCUUCGAGAAAAACUUCAUCAGGCAAAGGAGCAAUAUGAGGUUCUCCAGGAACGGACACGGGUGGCUCAGAAAGAGCUGGAGGAAGCAGUGACAUCAGCCUUACAACAGGAGACAGAGAAGAGUAAAGCAGCGACAGAGCUGGCAGAGAACAAGAGGAAGAUCGAUGCUCUCUUGGAUUGGGUGGCUUCUGUGGGGUCAUCUGAGAGAAAGCCACAGGCUAGCCUUCCAGGAAUGGAGCAGUUCUCUGGAGCUUGCUUGGAAAAACAAACCUUAGCUGCCACUGAUGGUCAUGUAGAUGUGAACCAGGUACCAGAGACACUGGACAGGCAGUAUGAGCUAAUGAAGGCUCGUCACCAAGAAUUGCUGUCUCAGCAGCAGAAUUUCAUUGUGGCCACCCAGUCAGUUCAGUCCUUCCUGGACCAACACAGUCACAAUCUCACACCUGAGGAGCGACAGAAGCUUCAGGAGAAGCUGGGUGAGCUUAAGGAGCAAUAUGCAGCCUCCCUUGCCCGGUCAGAGGCAGAGCUGAAGCAGACGCAGGCUCUACGAGAUGAACUGCAGAAGUUCCUGCAAGACCACAAGGAAUUUGAAAACUGGCUACAACAAUCUGAGAAUGAGCUGGAUAGUAUGCAUAAGGGAGGCAGCAGUCCUGAAGCUCUGAACUCCUUGCUAAAGCGGCAAGGAAGCUUCUCUGAGGAUGUCAUUUCCCACAAAGGAGACUUGAGAUUUGUGACUAUCUCAGGGCAGAAAGUCUUAGAAACAGAAAACAAUUUUGAGGAAGGCCAAGAGCCAUCAGCUACCAGAAACUUAGUGAAUGAAAAACUGAAGGAUGCAACAGAAAGAUACACCACUCUCCACUCUAAGUGUAUACGAUUGGGCUCUCAUCUGAGCAUGUUGCUAGGCCAGUAUCAGCAAUUCCAGAGCAGCGCUGACAGCCUGCAGGCCUGGGUGUUGACUUGUGAGGCCAGCGUGGGGAAGCUUCUCUCAGACACAGUUGCCUCUGACCCCGGAGUCCUGCAACAGCAGCUUGCAACAACAAAGCAGUUACAGGAAGAAUUGGCUGAACACCAAGUACCUGUAGAAAAGCUUCAAAAAGCAGCUCAUGACCUACUGGACAUUGAAGGAGAGCCAGCCCUGGACUGUAGGCCUAUUCAAGAAACUACAGAUUCCAUAUCCAGCCGCUUCCAGAACCUCUCUUGUAGCUUGGAUGAGCGGUCUGCUUUGCUGCAGAAGGCAAUUGCUCAGUCUCAGAGUGUUCAGGAAAGUAUGGAGAGCCUGCUGCAGUCCAUAAGGGAAGUUGAACAAAACCUAGAAAGGGAUCAGGUGGCAUCACUCUCAUCAGGAGUCAUCCAAGAAGCCUUGGCCAACAACAUGAAACUGAAGCAAGACAUUGCUAGACAAAAGAGCAGCUUGGAAGCCACCCAUGACAUGGUCACUCGAUUCAUGGAGACAGCUGACAGCAACUCAGCCUCAGUGCUGCAGGGCAAACUGGCAGAGCUGAGCCAGCGCUUCCAACAGCUCCAGCUCCAGCAGCAAGAAAAGGAGAGCAACCUAAAGAAGCUCCUGCCCCAGGCUGAGAUGUUUGAGCAGCUCUCCAACAAGCUGCAGCAGUUCAUGGAAAACAAAAGCCGACUGCUGGCCUCUGGGAACCAGCCAGAUCAAGAUAUUGCACAUUUUUCCCAGCAGAUCCAGGAGCUCACUUUGGCAAUGGAAGACCAGAAGGAGAACCUAGAUACUCUGGAGCACCUGGUUACUACACUGGGCUCCUGUGGCUUUGCCCUGGACCUAUCUCAGCAUCAAGACAAGAUACAGAACCUUAAGAAGGAUUUUACAGAGCUGCAGAAGACAGUUCAAGAAAGAGAGAAAGAUGCAUCCACUUGCCAGGAGCAGUUGGAUGAAUUCCGGAAACUGAUUAGAACCUUCCAGAAAUGGCUGAAAGAAACUGAAGGGAAUGUUCCUCCUGCAAAGACUUUCGUGAGUGCUAAGGAAUUAGAAAAGCAGAUUGAACACUUGAAGGAUCUUAUAUCUGACUGGGAAAGUAAAGGAGCCCUGCUGGGAGAAAUCAACGCCAAGGGCACUGCCUUAGAAAGUCUCAUCAUGGACAUCACAGCUCCUGAUUCCCAAGCCAAAACAGGUUCCAUACUACCCCCUGUAGGAAGCUCUGUAGGCAGUGUAAACGGAUACCACACCUGCAAAGAUCUUACAGAGAUUCAGUGUGACAUGUUUGAUGUAAAUUCGAAGUAUGAGAAACUGUGGGAAGUGCUGCGAGAACGACAGGAAAGCCUUCAGACUGUCUUCAGCAGAAUGGAGGAGGUUCAAAAGGAGGCGAGCUCUGUAUUACAGUGGUUAGAAUCAAAAGAAGAAGUCCUGAAAGCCAUGGAUGCCACUUUGUCUCCAACCAAGACAGAAACAGUAAAAGCCCAAGCAGAAUCUAACAAGGCUUUUCUGGCUGAAUUGGAACAGAAUUCCCCUAAAAUUCAGAAAGUAAAGGAAGCCCUGGCUGGAUUACUGAAGACCUAUCCCAACUCACAAGAAGCAGAAAACUGGAAGAAAAUGCAAGAGGACCUCAAUUCCCGAUGGGAAAAGGCCACCGAGGUUACUGUGGCUCGCCAAAAGCAGCUAGAGGAAUCUGCAAGCCACCUGGCCUGCUUCCAGGCUGCAGAGUCCCAACUCCGCCCCUGGCUGAUGGAGAAGGAGCUGAUGAUGGGAGUUCUUGGUCCCUUGUCUAUUGACCCCAACAUGUUGAAUGCCCAGAAGCAGCAGGUCCAGUUUAUGCUGAAGGAAUUUGAAGCACGAAGGCAGCAGCAUGAGCAGCUGAACGAGGCAGCUCAGGGCAUCCUAACGGGUCCUGGAGAUAUGUCUCCAUCUGCCAGCCAAGUACACAAAGAUCUGCAAAGCAUCAGUCAGAAGUGGGUUGAGCUCACUGACAAGCUCAACUCCCGUUCCAGCCAAAUUGACCAAGCUAUUGUUAAAAGUACCCAAUACCAAGACCUGCUCCAGGACUUAUCAGAAAAGGUGAAGGCCAUUGGACAGCGACUGAGUGGCCAGUCAGCCAUCAGCACCCAACCUGAAGCUGUAAAGCAACAGCUAGAGGAGACCAGUGAGAUUCGGUCUGAUUUGGGACAAUUAGACAAUGAGAUUAAGGAGGCUCAGACGCUGUGCCAAGAACUCUCACUGCUCAUUGGUGAGCAGUACCUCAAGGAUGAGCUGAAGAAGCGUUUGGAGACAGUCGCCCUGCCGCUCCAAGGCUUAGAAGACCUUGCAGCCGACCGCAUGAACAGACUUCAGGCAGCUCUUGCCAGCACCCAGCAAUUCCAGCAAAUGUUUGAUGAGCUGAGGACCUGGUUAGAUGAGAAACAAAGCCAACAAGCAAAAAACUGCCCAAUUUCUGCAAAAUUGGAACGGCUCCAAUGUCAGCUACAAGAGAAUGAAGAGUUUCAAAAGAACCUUAAUCAACACAGUGGUUCCUAUGAGGUGAUUGUGGCUGAGGGGGAGGCUCUGCUGCUUUCUGUGCCCCCUGGAGAAGAGAAAAAGACUUUACAAAACCAGUUGGUUGAACUCAGAAGCCACUGGGAAGAUCUUAGUAAAAAAACUGCAAAUCGACAGUCUAGGCUCAAGGACUGUAUGCAGAAAGCUCAGAAGUAUCAGGGGCAUGUGGAGGACCUUGUGCCCUGGAUAGACGAGUGCAAGUCCAAGAUGUCUGAGCUACAGGUUACCCUGGAUCCAGUGCAACUGGAGUCCAGCCUCUUAAGGUCCAAGGCUAUGCUGAAUGAGGCAGAGAAGCGCCGCUCCCUGCUGGAAAUACUGAAUAGUGCUGCUGACAUUCUGAUCAAUUCUUCAGAAAUAGAUGAAGAUGAGAUCCGAGAUGAGAAGGCUGGGCUCAACCAGAACAUGGAUGCCAUAACUGAGGAGCUACAGGCCAAAACGAGCUCUCUAGAAGAAAUGACUCAGAGGCUCAAGGAGUUCCAGGAAAGCUUCAAGAAUAUUGAAAAGAAAGUUGAAGGAGCCAAACACCAGCUUGAAAUCUUUGAUGCCCUGGGCUCUCAAGCCUGUAGUAACAAGAAUCUGGAGAAGCUAAAGGCUCAGCAAGAAGUGCUGCAGGCCUUAGAACCUCAGGUAGACUACCUGAGGAACUUCACUCAGGGACUCGUAGAAGAUGCUCCAGAUGGAUCGGAUGCUUCCCCACUUGUACAUCAAGCUGAGGUUGCACAGCAGGAGUUCUUAGAAGUGAAGCAAAGAGUGAGCAGUAGCUGCCUGACCAUGGAAAACAAGCUAGAGGGGAUUGGGCAGUUCCACUGUCGAGUCCGAGAAAUGUUUUCUCAAUUGGCUGACCUGGAUGAUGAGCUAGAUGGCAUGGGAGCCAUUGGCAGAGACACGGAUAGCCUCCAGUCACAAAUUGAGGACGUACGGCUCUUCCUUAACAAAAUCCAAGCCCUCAGAUUUGACAUAGAGGACUCUGAAGCAGAGUGUCGAAAAAUGUUGGAGGAAGAGGGGACGUUAGACUUACUGGGUCUCAAGAGGGAGCUAGAAGCCCUUAAUAAGCAGUGUGGUAAACUGACAGAGCGAGGGAAAGUUCGCCAGGAGCAGCUAGAGCUGACGUUGGGCCGAGUAGAGGACUUCUAUAGGAAACUGAAAGCGCUCAAUGAUGCCGCCACAGCUGCAGAGGAAGGAGAAGCGCUUCAGUGGAUUGUGGGAACUGAAGUGGAUGUCAUCAACCAGCAACUAGCAGAUUUUAAACUGUUUCAGAAAGACCAAGUGGAUCCUCUUCAGGUGAAAUUGCAGCAGGUGAAUGGACUUGGCCAGGGAUUAAUUCAGAGUGCAGGAAAAAACUGUGAUGUGCAGGGUUUAGAACAUGAUAUGGAUGAAAUUAAUACUCGAUGGAAUACACUGAAUAAAAAGGUUGCACAAAGAAUUGCACAACUGCAGGAGGCUCUGUUACAUUGUGGGAAAUUUCAAGAUGCCUUAGAGCCUUUGCUCAGCUGGUUGACAGAUACUGAGGAGCUCAUAGCCAAUCAGAAGCCUCCAUCUGCUGAGUAUAAAGUGGUGAAAGCACAGAUCCAAGAACAGAAGUUGCUCCAGCGACUCCUAGAUGAUCGAAAGGCCACAGUGGAUAUGCUUCAAGCAGAAGGAGGCAGAAUAGCCCAGUCAGCUGAGCUGGCUGAUAGAGAGAAAAUCACUGGGCAGCUGGAGAGUCUUGAACGUAGAUGGACUGAUCUCCUCAGCAAGGCAGCAGCCAGGCAAAAACAGCUGGAAGAUAUCUUGGUUCUGGCUAAACAAUUCCAUGAGACAGCUGAGCCUAUUUCUGACUUCUUAUCUGUCACAGAGAAAAAGCUUGCUAACUCGGAACCUGUUGGCACUCAGACUGCCAAAAUACACCAGCAGAUUAUUCGUCACAAGGCUCUAGAGGAAGAAAUAGAAAACCAUGCAACAGAUGUGCACCAGGCAGUUAAAAUUGGGCAGUCCCUCUCCUCCCUGACAUGUCCGGCAGAGCAGGGCAUCAUGUCAGAAAAGCUAGACUCAUUGCAGGCCCGAUACAGUGAAAUUCAAGACCGGUGCUGUCGGAAAGCAUCCCUGCUCGAGCAGGCCCUGUUCAAUGCUAGGCUGUUCGGGGAGGAUGAGGUGGAGGUGCUCAACUGGCUGGCUGAGGUUGAGGACAAGCUCAGUACAGUGUUCGUAAAGGAUUACAGACAGGAUGUCCUGCAGAAACAGCAUGCCGACCACCUGGCUUUAAAUGAAGAGAUUAUUAAUAGAAAGAAGAAUGUAGAUCAAGCAAUAAAAAAUGGUCAGGCUCUUCUAAAACAAACUACAGGCGAGGAGGUACUGCUUAUCCAGGAGAAGCUGGAUGGGAUAAAGACCCGCUAUGCGGACAUCACUCUCACUAGCUCCAAGGCCCUCAGAACUUUAGAACAAGCCCGGCAGCUGGCCACCAAGUUCCACUCUACAUAUGAGGAACUAACUGGGUGGCUGAGGGAGGCGGAGGAGGAGCUGGCAGCCAGUGGAGGACAGUCUCCCACAGGGGAGCAAAUACCCCAGUUUCAGCAAAGACAGAAGGAACUGAAGAAGGAGGUCAUGGAACACAGGCUGGUGUUGGACACAGUGAAUGAGGUGAGCCAUGCUCUCCUAGAGCUGGUGCCUUGGAGAGCCAGAGAAGGACUGGAUAAACUUGUGUCUGAUGCCAACGAGCAGUACAAACUGAUCAGUGACACUGUUGGACAAAGGGUAGAUGAAAUUGAUGCUGCUAUUCAGAGAUCACAACAGUACGAGCAGGCUGCUGAUGCAGAACUAGCUUGGGUUGCUGAAACCAAGCGGAAGCUGAUGGCUCUCGGUCCAAUUCGUCUAGAACAAGACCAGACUACUGCUCAGCUGCAGGUGCAGAAGGCUUUCUCCAUUGACAUCAUUCGACACAAAGAUUCAAUGGAUGAGCUCUUCAGUCACCGUGGGGAAAUCUUCAGCACAUGUGGAGAGGAGCAGAAAGCUGUACUGCAGGAGAAAACCGAGUGCCUAAUACAGCAAUAUGAAGCUGUUAGCCUGCUUAACUCAGAGCGCUAUGCUCGCCUAGAGCGAGCACAGGUCUUAGUGAACCAGUUUUGGGAAACAUACGAAGAGCUCAGCCCCUGGGCUGAGGAAACACUGGCGUUAAUAGCACAGCUGCCUCCUCCAGCUGUGGAUCAUGAGCAGCUCAGACAGCAGCAGGAAGAGAUGAGGCAACUAAGGGAAUCCAUUGCUGAACACAAACCUCAUAUUGAUAAGAUACUAAAAAUAGGUCCACAACUAAAGGAGCUAAACCCUGAGGAAGGGAAAAUGGUUGAAGAAAAAUACCAGAAAGCAGAAAACAUGUAUGCCCAAAUAAAAGAUGAGGUGCGCCAGCGUGCCCUGGCUCUGGAUGAGGCUGUGUCCCAGUCUGCUCAGAUCACAGAGUUUCAUGAUAAAAUUGAACCCAUGUUGGAGACCCUGGAGAACCUGUCCUCUCGCCUGCGAAUGCCUCCCCUGAUUCCUGCUGAAGUCGACAAGAUCAGAGAGUGCAUCAGUGACAAUAAAAGUGCCACCGUGGAGCUGGAGAAACUGCAGCCGUCCUUUGAAGCCCUGAAGCGGCGGGGAGAGGAACUCAUUGGAAGAUCGCAGGGAGCAGACAAGGAUCUGGCUGCAAAAGAAAUCCAGGACAAGCUGGAUCAAAUGGUGUUCUUCUGGGAGGACAUCAAAGCACGGUCUGAAGAGCGAGAAAUUAAAUUCCUUGAUGUCCUUGAAUUAGCGGAGAAGUUCUGGUAUGACAUGGCAGCUCUCCUGACCACCAUCAAAGACACCCAGGAUAUUGUUCAUGACUUAGAAAGCCCUGGUAUUGACCCAUCCAUCAUCAAGCAACAGGUUGAAGCUGCUGAGACUAUUAAGGAGGAGACAGAUGGUCUGCAUGAGGAGUUGGAGUUCAUUAGAAUCCUUGGAGCAGAUUUGAUUUUUGCCUGUGGAGAAACCGAGAAGCCUGAAGUGAAGAAGAGCAUUGAUGAGAUGAAUAAUGCUUGGGAGAACUUAAAUAAAACGUGGAAAGAAAGGCUGGAAAAACUCGAGGAUGCCAUGCAGGCUGCUGUGCAGUAUCAGGACACUCUCCAGGCUAUGUUUGACUGGCUAGAUAACACUGUGAUCAAGCUCUGCACCAUGCCCCCAGUGGGCACAGACCUCAACACUGUCAAAGAUCAGUUAAAUGAGAUGAAGGAGUUCAAAGUAGAAGUUUACCAACAGCAAAUUGAGAUGGAAAAACUCAAUCACCAGGGUGAAUUGAUGUUAAAAAAAGCUACCGAUGAAACUGACAGAGAUAUUAUACGAGAACCACUGACAGAACUCAAGCACCUCUGGGAGAAUCUGGGUGAGAAGAUUGCCCAUAGACAGCAUAAGCUAGAAGGUGCUCUCUUGGCCCUGGGCCAGUUCCAACAUGCCUUAGAGGAACUAAUGAGCUGGCUAACACACACUGAAGAGCUGCUGGAUGCUCAAAGACCGAUAAGUGGAGACCCAAAAGUCAUUGAAGUUGAGCUUGCAAAGCACCAUGUUCUAAAAAAUGAUGUUUUGGCUCAUCAAGCCACGGUGGCAACAGUCAACAAAGCCGGCAGUGAACUCCUGGAGUCUAGCGCUGGAGAUGACGCUAGCAGCCUGAGAAGCCGCCUGGAGACCAUGAACCAGUGCUGGGAAUCGGUGCUGCAGAAGACAGAGGAGAGGGAGCAACAGCUGCAGUCCACGCUGCAGCAGGCCCAGGGUUUCCACAGUGAAAUUGAAGAUUUCCUCUUAGAACUCAAUAGAAUGGAGAACCAACUUUCUGCAUCUAAACCUACAGGAGGACUUCCUGAGACUGCUAGAGAACAGCUUGAUACACAUAUGGAACUACAUUCCCAGCUGAGAGCCAAGGAAGAGAUUUACAAUCAGUUGCUUGACAAGGGCAGGCUUAUGCUCCUCAGCCGUGGUGACUCUGGGUCUGGCUCAAAAACAGAGCAGAGUGUAGCGCUCUUGGAACAGAAGUGGCAUGCGGUCAGCAGUAAGGUGGAAGAGAGAAAGUCAAAGCUUGAAGAGGCCCUCAGCCUGGCAACAGAAUUCCAGAAUUCCUUGCAAGAAUUUAUCAACUGGCUUACUCUAGCAGAGCAGAGUUUAAACAUCGCCUCUCCUCCCAGCCUGAUUUUGAACACUGUUCUUUCCCAGAUAGAAGAGCACAAGGUUUUUGCUAAUGAAGUAAAUGAUCAUCGAGACCAGAUCAUUGAACUGGAUCAAACAGGGAACCAGUUGAAGUUCCUUAGUCAGAAACAGGAUGUUGUCUUGAUCAAGAAUUUGUUGGUUAGUGUGCAGUCUCGGUGGGAGAAGGUUGUGCAGCGGUCUAUUGAAAGGGGUCGGUCACUGGAUGACGCCAGGAAGCGGGCAAAGCAAUUCCAUGAAGCUUGGAAAAAACUGAUUGACUGGCUAGAAGACGCAGAGAGUCAUCUGGACUCAGAACUGGAGAUUUCCAAUGACCCAGACAAAAUCAAACUUCAGCUUUCUAAACAUAAGGAAUUUCAGAAAACUCUUGGUGGCAAACAGCCUGUGUAUGAUACCACAAUCAGAACUGGCAGAGCACUGAAAGAAAAGACUUUGCUUGCUGGUGAUACUCAGAAACUUGACAACUUGCUAGGAGAAGUCAGAGACAAAUGGGAUACUGUCUGUGGCAAGUCUGUAGAGCGACAGCACAAGUUGGAAGAAGCCUUACUGUUUUCAGGCCAGUUCAUGGAUGCUUUGCAGGCUUUAGUUGACUGGUUGUACAAGGUGGAGCCACAGUUGGCUGAGGACCAGCCUGUACAUGGGGACCUUGACCUCGUCAUGAACCUCAUGGAUGCCCAUAAGGUUUUCCAAAAAGAACUGGGAAAGAGAACCGGCACAGUUCAGGUCCUGAAACGAUCAGGCAGAGAACUGAUUGAGGGCAGCAGAGAUGACACCACGUGGGUAAAGGGGCAGCUCCAGGAGCUUAGCACUCGCUGGGACACGGUGUGUAAACUCUCUGUUUCCAAGCAAAGCCGGCUUGAGCAAGCCUUAAAACAGGCAGAAGAGUUUCGGGACACGGUCCAUAUGCUGUUGGAGUGGCUUUCUGAAGCAGAACAAACACUUCGCUUUCGAGGAGCCCUUCCUGAUGACACGGAGGCCCUACAAUCUCUCAUUGACACCCAUAAGGAAUUCAUGAAGAAAGUAGAAGAAAAGCGGGUAGAUGUGAACACAGCAGUGGCGAUGGGAGAGGCCAUCCUGGCUGUCUGCCAUCCCGACUGCAUCACGACCAUCAAGCACUGGAUCACCAUCAUCAGAGCUCGAUUCGAGGAGGUCCUGACGUGGGCAAAGCAGCACCAACAGCGCCUGGAAACUGCUCUGUCAGAACUAGUGGCUAAUGCUGAGCUCCUGGAAGAACUUCUGGCAUGGAUCCAGUGGGCUGAGACCACCCUAAUCCAGCGGGAUCAGGAGCCCAUCCCUCAGAACAUAGACAGAGUUAAAGCUCUUAUCACUGAGCAUCAGUCAUUUAUGGAGGAGAUGACACGCAAACAACCUGACGUGGACAGGGUCACCAAGACAUAUAAGAGGAAGAGUGUAGAACCCACCCAUGCACCUUUCAUGGAGAAAUCCCGCAGUGGUAGCAGAAAGUCCUUGAAUCAACCCACACCUCCCCCCAUGCCAAUCCUCUCACAGUCUGAAGCAAAAAACCCACGAAUCAACCAGCUCUCUGCCCGGUGGCAGCAGGUGUGGCUGUUAGCCCUGGAGCGUCAGCGGAAGCUGAAUGAUGCCUUGGACAGACUGGAGGAGUUGAAAGAAUUUGCCAACUUUGACUUUGAUGUCUGGAGGAAAAAGUAUAUGCGUUGGAUGAAUCAUAAAAAAUCUCGAGUCAUGGAUUUCUUCCGGCGUAUUGACAAGGACCAGGAUGGGAAGAUAACACGUCAGGAGUUUAUCGAUGGCAUUUUAGCAUCUAAGUUCCCAACCACCAAGUUAGAGAUGACAGCUGUGGCCGACAUUUUUGACAGAGAUGGGGAUGGCUACAUUGACUACUAUGAAUUUGUGGCUGCCUUACAUCCCAACAAGGAUGCCUAUCGGCCAACAACUGAUGCAGAUAAGAUUGAAGAUGAGGUCACAAGACAAGUGGCUCAGUGCAAGUGUGCAAAAAGAUUCCAAGUGGAACAGAUUGGAGAGAAUAAAUACCGGUUCUUCCUCGGCAAUCAGUUUGGAGAUUCUCAGCAGUUGCGGCUGGUCCGUAUUCUGCGCAGCACUGUGAUGGUCCGAGUUGGUGGAGGAUGGAUGGCCCUGGACGAGUUUCUAGUGAAAAAUGACCCCUGCCGAGCACGAGGCAGAACUAACAUAGAACUUAGAGAGAAAUUCAUCCUGCCAGAAGGGGCAUCUCAGGGGAUGACUCCAUUCCGGUCACGGGGUCGAAGAUCCAAACCAUCUUCCCGGGCAGCUUCUCCCACCCGCUCCAGCUCAAGUGCUAGUCAGAGUAACCACAGCUGUACAUCCAUGCCUUCUUCUCCAGCCACCCCAGCCAGCGGGACCAAGGUUAUUUCGUCAUCAGGCAGCAAGCUGAAGCGACCGACACCAGCUUUUCACUCCAGCCGAACAUCCCUUGCUGGUGACACCAGCAACAGCUCUUCCCCAGCCUCCACAGGUGCCAAAGCCAACCGGGCAGACCCUAAGAAGUCUGCCAGCCGUCCUGGGAGUCGGGCUGGCAGUCGGGCCGGCAGUCGAGCCAGCAGCCGGCGAGGAAGCGACGCCUCUGACUUUGACCUUCUAGAGACGCAGUCGGCUUGCUCAGACACUUCAGAGAGCAGUGCUGCCGGGGGCCAGGGCAGCUCCAGACGAGGGCUCACCAAACCGUCCAAAAUCCCAACCAUGUCUAAGAAGACCACCACUGCCUCCCCCAGGACUCCAGGUCCCAAGCGAUAACACUGUACAAGCGCCCCACACCACUAUCCACUUUGAAUCCUGCUCCAUACAUUGGGUGUAUAUUUAUUCUGAACGGGAGAAGUUAUAUUGUUAAAAUUGUAAAAGAAGAAUUGUGUUAUGAAGCUGCCUUAUUUUUUUUUCCUUUUUGUAAGUUACUAUUUUCAUGUGAAUAUUUAUGUAGAUAAAAUUUGCUUCCUGGUAACCCUGUAACAGAUAGGGCCCAGAGAUGAAAUAUUUGAGGAAAACAAAAGGUCAAGACGCAAAUGUGUAUUAAAAAGAAAAGCCUCUAAAUAGGGUUUCAUGUGGUGCAGGGUUAUAAACCUGCUUUAUCUUUUAGGAUUAUUCCUAAAUGCAUCUUCUUUAUAAACUUGACUUGCUAUAUCAGCAAGAUAAAUUAUAUUAAAAAAAUAAGAAUUCCGAAGUGUUUAAGGAACUCUUCUUUCUAAAUCACAGACACCUCAGUUAGCGAGAAUUAAGGAGCGGACACUUAAGAUUGCAUUUCCAUUGUUUUACUGUUGUGUAAUUUUAGCUGAAGAGACAGAACCUCAUCUAGAUAGCUUUUGCACAUGAUAUAGCAAAGAGUUCAUUGCAAUACUGUCUUAACAUAAUGUCUCAAUACUGGGUGUUAAAGGGCGCAUAGCUGCUAGGAUUCAGGGGUAAAGGAAACUUCAGAACAUUGGGGUUUUAAACUGAUCUGUAACUAACUGUCCAACCCAGCCCUCAGUGACUCCUGUGCUCACCAGGCCCCAGGCCCUGGUGAGGGGGACUCCUUGGUGGCACUGUGAAUUACAGAUUUGCUGAUCUGCUUUUUUUUUUUUUCUAUUUAUUUAAAUGGUCGAUCAACCUACCAUAAACUGAGGAAUGAAUUCCAUAAGCCCAGUUUGAAAUGUGGACCUAAAACACUUGCUCAUCCUUUAACGGAGUUCACCAGCACACCUGUUCACCAGUCCCGUUUGCUUCCGUCUUUUUUGUGUGUAAUAAAGUCAGCUGACCAAGUGACCACAGAGGGGCUGUCUGGGGCUCCUGUUUUUUAGCUGCUGUUCCUUGUCAGCUCUGACCAUGUUGCUGUGUGAUUAUCUCAAUUGGUUUUAAUUGAGGCAGAAACUGAAGCUCUACCAAUGAACUGUUUAAAAACAAGACACACUUUUGUAUUAAAAUUGCUUGCAGUAACAA